Paramecium pentaurelia is the source of this 366-nucleotide messenger RNA. Lineage: Eukaryota; Ciliophora; Oligohymenophorea; Peniculida; Parameciidae. The record is from the annotation of a GenBank genome assembly.
UGAUGUCUUAAUAGCAAGAUCAGCCUAGUGCUAAGAAACGUAUAAGAAGAUGUACGAAACAUGAUGAAAAUCCACGACCAUAUAAAUGUGGUUGUGGACGCGGCUAUUAUAGUUAUCCCGCAUUAUAUACUCACUUGAAGUAUUUAAUUUUUCGAUGUCAGAAUUAAACAUGAAGGCCAACCUCCUACUGGCACAUAGAUUCCAAGUGAUAAGCAUUAUGGUAGUAGAGGAAGACCAAGAGAAAAGAAUGUAAAAUGUGAUGAAGAAAGCAAACAUCAAGUGUUUAUUGAUGAAGAAAAAAGGGAAGAUAAUAAGAAAGAUGAAAAAGUUACCCCCAAUUAAUGAAAUCUGAAGAGAGCAUUGGAC